Messenger RNA from Aedes albopictus (Asian tiger mosquito), 988 nucleotides. RefSeq lists its product as uncharacterized. The record is from RefSeq and is a predicted model, not a curated record. The coding region runs from base 213 to 647 and encodes 144 amino acids. The transcript is spliced from 2 exons. NCBI's taxonomy places the organism in Eukaryota, Metazoa, Arthropoda, Insecta, Diptera, Culicidae.
AAAAAUCGUUCGCAGUGUUGUUUUCUUGUGCUUCGGGUGCUUAGUUUUCUACCAAAGUUAAAUUAGACGCACAUCGCGUUUCAUUCCGCAAUCAAAAAGUUUCCUUAUCAUUGUAUCGUUCUAAAACACAUCUAACAAAUCCUCGAUGAAGAACGAAUCAAUUUCAGUAUAAUUAAAUUCGAUUGAAGCGCUCCCACCCAGCUGACUGCGGGAUGUCUGCCGUUGUCGAUCCAAGGAAACGAUCCCGCGAGGAGGAUGUCAACGAGUUCAUGCCCCUGUCCAAGCGGAUCAACAAUCUGCAUCUGAACAACAACGGAGGGGUCGGAUUCGCAACGGAACAUCACCAUCCGGCUGUCGUGGGUAUGCAUAUGCCGAUCCUGGAGGGUCAUCAGUCGAAUUUCGCUCAGCAGUGUAGCUCUAGUAGCAACAGUUCUGGCAGCACAUGCCAUUCCAUACCGUCGGGUGGGAGUUCCCCCAGCAAUGGUGGCGGUGGUGGACCCAGGUCCGUACAGGAAGCGUUGAUCGUCAAUGGGGAAACGCUGGGCGAGUAUUGCCCGGAUCUGGCCGAACACGAAAAUCCGCACUACUUCAAUCGGAACAAGGUUCUGUACGAGCUGUAUGUGGAGAGGAUGCGACGCGGGCAGUGAGUUUCGCAGGACCCCAAAGGGAUACGUGUCUUAUAUGAUAAGUUUUCGAGAAAGCACCGUUUUCACCUGCUUCAAAUCUCCUUAUGUAUGUAUACUCUGCGAUGUGCGUUUAGGUUUUAGAAUGCUACAAAAUUCUGCAGCCCUUUUAAAGAAAGGGGAUGACGGGGAAUCAUUCCCAGUCUAAUUAUUUUUUUAUGAUCCGUGGCGAAACGCAAACGCCAUCAUCAUGAUAGGAAGUUGCUUCAGUCAUGCUACUACUUUUAUUGCCAAUCAAACAUUAUUAUACUGACGAUAUUUAUUAUAACACACUGAAUAAAAUUAACAUGAAUUACUUUAAAACA